Messenger RNA from Prinia subflava (tawny-flanked prinia), 2518 nucleotides. Its product is annotated as P2Y purinoceptor 2-like. Gene Ontology annotation, cellular component: plasma membrane. Bases 850 to 2196 code for a protein of 448 amino acids. Gene Ontology annotation, biological process: phospholipase C-activating G protein-coupled receptor signaling pathway; positive regulation of Rho protein signal transduction. Gene Ontology annotation, molecular function: G protein-coupled receptor activity. The transcript has 2 exons. Lineage: Eukaryota; Metazoa; Chordata; Aves; Passeriformes; Cisticolidae. The record is from RefSeq and is a predicted model, not a curated record.
GGUGUCUCCCUUUUCUUUAUUCCCUCAGGGUUGGGAUUUUUGGUGUCUCCAUUGUCUUUAUUCCCUCAGGGAAUAAUUCCCAGCCCAGAUUUCUUCCAGUUUUGCAGGAGUUCUGCUCCCUGGUGCUCUUCGGGCCCAGCCGGGGCUGCCUCAGGGAUGUCAGGGGGGUCUGGGCUGGGAUUUUUUGGAUUUUUUUUGCCUCCCUGGUGCCCCAAAACCCCUCUGGGGAUUUUUGGGGAUUUUUGGGGAGCCCCAAAGCCCCUCUGGGGCUCCCUGCCCUGUUUUGGGGACGUCUCAGUGGCAGCUCUUGGUGGCUUCCUGUGGUUUCUCUGCAGUGACGUCCCCAGAGCAGGGACCCGACAGCUCCGGGGACAUUUUGAGAGCCCAAAAAUCACCUUCUGCACAGAUGUGAGCCUGGGAUGCUGCUCCCCAUCUGAGCCCCCCAGGCUGUGACUGCCACACACAAGGGAUGAAAUAAAACUGCAUUUUUUUAUUUAUUUGCUGCAUGUAUUAAUAAACUGCAUUUAUUUUUUACAGGAGAGGGGGAUGAGUGGAGAAUUCACCCCACGUGAAGGGAACAAUUCCUGAAGGGAACGACUACUCCUGAAGGGAAUAACAACUCCUGAAGGGAAUAAUUCCUCAAGGGAAUUAUUAUUAUUCUGAAGGGAAUUAUUAUUAUUCUGAAGGGAAUAACAACUCCUGAAGGGAACAACUCGUGAAGGGAACAACUCGUGAGGGGAAUAAUUCCUGAAGGGAAUAACUCACUCCUCAAGGGAAUAAUUCCUCAAGGGAAUAACUCUGAAGGGAAUAAUUCCUGAAGGGAAUAAUUGCUGCUUUCCAACAGGAACCAUGGCAGGGAUUUCCUGGCCUGAGGGAGUCUCCAACAGGACAAAUUUCCCGAUUUCCAGAGGGACAAAUUUCCCCAUUUCCAACGUGAUAAACGCCAGCUCAGGAGGGGUUUUGGGCGCAGAUUUCCUGAUUUCCAACGGGACAAAUUUCCUGAUUUCCAAUGGGACAAACGCCAGCUCAGGAGGAAUUUCGGGAGCAGAUUUCCUGAUUUCCAACGGGACAGAUUUCCUGAUUUCGAAUGUUAUAAACGCCAGCUCAGGAGGAGUUUUGGGAGCAGAUUUCCUGAUUUCCAAUGUUAUAAAUGCCAGCUCAGGAGGAGUUUCGGGAGCAGAAUUCCUGAUUUCCAAUGGGACAAAUGCCAGCUCAGGAGGAAUUUUGGGCGCAGAUUUCCUGCUUUCCAAUGUUAUAAACGCCAGCUCAGGAGGAAUUUUGGGCGCAGAUUUGCAGCACUCCCUGUUUGCCGCCGCCUACAGCGCGGUGCUGGCGCUGGGGCUGGCAGCCACCGCCCUGUCCCUGUCCCUGUCCCUGCUGUCCUGCAGGGCCACUGUCCCCCUGUCCCCCUCCCCUGUGCUGCUGCUGCAGCUGGCGCUGCUGGACGCGCUGUUCCUGCCCGUGCUGCCCCUCCACGUGCACUCCCAGCUGCGAGGGGACACCUGGGCCUUUGGGGACACGGCCUGCAGGGCCAGCAGGGCUCUCUUCUCCCUGCACACCCAGCUCAGCGUGGCCUUUCUCAGCUGCGUGGGUGCAGAUCUGUGGCUGGCAGCGCUGCACCCGCUGGCCUCGCUGCGCCUCCGGCCGCCGCACCACGCGUUGGUGGCCACGGGGCUGUGGCUGGUAGCCCUGGCUGCGGCUGUGCCACCAGCGCUGCACGGCACAGCGGUGAGGGGCUGCCUGGGGGGCUCCCAGGCUCACCCCACAGCCCCUCUGGCAGUGCUGGAGUUCAUUUUUGGGGUGUUUGUGCCGUUUUUCCUGGCGGCGGUGGCGCUGCCGGUGCUGGCCGGGGGCGCGUGGCGCGGCGGGCGCCGCGGGAGGAGAGCGCUGGGCACCAUCGCGGUGGCGCUGGGCAUUUGUGCCCUCUGCUUCCUGCCCCACGUCCUCACCCGGCUCCUGGGGCUGCUGCCGGGGCUGCCGGGGAUCCCCCAAAUCCAGAGGGUGACCGAGGUGCUGGCGAGCUGCAGCUGCUGCCUGAACCCCCUGCUGUACCGCUGCCACUGUGGGCGCUGCCCCCUUAGGCUCAGGCUUAAGCUUAAGCUCAGGCUCAGGCCCAAGAGGGUCUUCACCAUCUGUGACCGCCACUUUGGGGACCCUGCCUGGCACUGCGACCCUGUGUUGCCCUGGUUCUUCUGAGAUUUUUUAAAGCCUUCUACUUGCCUAUAAGAUGGGGUCAGUUCUUCAGUUUCUGUGCAAUAUUAAAGGUCAGUUUUUCACUUUCUCACACUUUGGAGCAUAAACAACCUUUCUUGUUUUUGUUCACUGUCCUUUGCUCACACAUUUCCAGCCUGACAAUAAUGUUGGUUGACAGCUGCUCUGGCCAGUGGGGUGAAGGGAUGGCAACCCCAGAAUCCAAUCCACAACCAGACCCACAAAAUUAUAAAAUGAAAAGAAAUAAACAGGCUGGGCCCUUUUUUCAGUGGGGAGCAGCUUUCACUGAACACCUGUCUCCAUGUCG